Messenger RNA from Rattus rattus (black rat), 1173 nucleotides. RefSeq names its product glucosaminyl (N-acetyl) transferase 2 (I blood group) (gene Gcnt2). The record is from RefSeq and is a predicted model, not a curated record. Gene Ontology annotation, cellular component: membrane. Gene Ontology annotation, molecular function: acetylglucosaminyltransferase activity. The coding region runs from base 247 to 1173 and encodes 308 amino acids. Lineage: Eukaryota; Metazoa; Chordata; Mammalia; Rodentia; Muridae. The transcript has a single exon. Gene Ontology annotation, biological process: transforming growth factor beta receptor signaling pathway.
AGGAGGAAAAGGCUGGGCUUCGGCAACCUGCUGCUAGGAUUUAGACAAAGGAGGUUUGAGAGAGGCGGGAUCAGAUUCUAAUAUCAGCUCCAGGAGAGAGCCAGCUGCUGGGCUCCGGGAGAUGAAACGACCGGAAUUCACAGUGACUGGAGUAUGUACCACAGCGAGAGCUCCCAGGAAAACCUAAGUCUGGGGAGGGAUUUGCCAAGCUUGACGGACUUGGAACAUCGAGACCCUCUUUGAGGCAUGCCUCCGUCCAUGCGUCACUUCUUCAUAGUGUCUGUGACUACUGUCAUCGUCUUUAUUGUGCUCUACGUGUUAAGUUUUGGGGGAGAUCAAAGCUACCAGAAGCUGAACAUCUCAGACUCCGCGAUGCUGGCUCAGGUGUGCACAUCCUUCAUCAACGGGAAAAACCCGUUCCUGUGGAGAAACAAACUAAUGAUGCACGAGAAGCCUUCUUGCACCGAAUAUGUGACCCAAAGCCACUAUAUCACAGCCCCUUUAUCUCAGGAAGAGGUCGAAUUUCCUUUGGCGUAUGUCAUGGUCAUCCAUCACAAUUUUGACACCUUUGCAAGGCUGUUCAGGGCUAUCUUCAUGCCUCAGAACGUCUACUGUGUUCACGUGGACGAAAAGGCAACAGCUGAAUUCAAAGGUGCCGUGGAACAGUUAGUGAACUGCUUCCCCAAUGCCUUUCUGGCUUCUAAGAUGGAACCAGUGGUCUACGGUGGGAUCUCCCGCCUCCAGGCUGACCUGAACUGCAUCAGAGAUCUGUCCACCUCCGAGGUCCCCUGGAAGUACGCCAUCAACACCUGCGGACAAGACUUCCCCCUGAAAACCAACAAAGAGAUAGUUCAGUACCUGAAGGGACUUAAGGGGAAAAAUCUCACUCCAGGGGUGCUGCCUCCCGCUCACGCGAUUGGACGGACUAGGUACGUCCACCGCGAACACCUAAGCAAAGAGUUUUCCUACGUGAUCAGAACCACCGCUCUGAAGCCGCCACCUCCCCACAACCUCACCAUUUAUUUCGGCUCCGCCUAUGUCGCCCUGUCCAGAGAGUUUGCUAACUUUGUUCUCCAUGACCCACGGGCCGUUGAUUUGCUCCAUUGGUCUAAAGAUACUUUCAGCCCCGAUGAGCAUUUCUGGGUGACGCUCAAUAGGAUUCCAGGUAUGUGA